CAACGCGUGUCAAUCGACUUUUAACUGUUUGAUAUAGCAUAAAAAAUUCCAAAAAUAUAUUUCAUCGCUUAGGAAUCACUAGUACGGCCUCCUUUUUUUUUAGUUGUCAAAAGUUUAGGCUAGAUUUUAAAUAACUGAUGUCGUUGUCUACGACUAUUAUCAUAAGUGACCGCCCAACAAUCUAAAUUCGGGCAUAUCCACUGUAAUCUCAGGUUUUUAAUUUAUUACAAGAUUAUCAUAUUAUUAUUUUUUGGAAAAAAGUCUGUCCUUAUUUGUAUUGAAAAAACUUGGGUAUUUCUAUUAUGUUGACUAUUAACUUUUAACUGGCUCAAAGGUAUCAUUAGGAGGCCAUAAAAAUUUUCAAAAACAAUUAACAUUACCUCGUUAAUAGUAGCCAAACACAAGAAAUCAAGAUAUUUGACGAACGGAAGAAAAAACGGUACCUUUUUGUCUUAGCCUAUUGAUGUUAUUGAUAUAUAGACUAGCAUGGCCGGUUAUAUUUUGCUAUGAUUGUCAUAUUGUUUCUCUAUUUAAAUCGGAUUUUGUUCACAAGUUUUAAUUGAUUUGUGCUGAACCCCAAUUAUUUUCCCCAAAUAGAAUUCUGCUAAAUCGACUCUGUCAUUUCACAGAUUAACGGAAAAAAAAAAUUUUUAUUUUUAUUUUUGAGUCCUUUUUGUAAGCAGUGUAAAAAAUAUUCAUUUAGUAAAAAUAUUUUUUUUUGACAUCGCAUACAAACCUUUUUUGUAUUAUAUUUAUUUGUAUAGAUUAAUUUGGUAUAUCUUUAUUGUUUCGUAUUUGUAUUUUAGUAUCCAUAACAUAAUCUACUAAAAUAUAUAUCAUAAAAUCCUAGUCUCUGGCUAUAUAACGAGUUUUAUUUAACUUCGACAUAAAAAAAACGUAACGCGACUUAGUAUUGUAAUAAAAAUAUUAUAAUACUAGAUGCGCUUUCUAGUCAAAUAUAUCUACUUAAGGUAUGUGCCGAUGGUCAACCAAAACGGUUGACAAAAAAAAUCCAUUUUUUCGACAGAUGUAAAAAUAAAAAUAAAGUGAUAUUUAUUCGAGCGUCCAUUGCUUUUCUGUUCCGUACAUCGACGCCUUAUCUCGGUCAUGAUUUUUCGUUGUUAUAUUAAACUGCACGUGCUUCAUUGCGAGCAACAAUGAGACGUCGCAGUGCGCUCAUAUAUAAUGACGAACCUUAACAUAUUGUUAAUGUACGCUCUCCUGAUAAGUUCCGAAGGUGUUAGAAUAAACUUCACGAGUUGCCAAAACGCUGGCUGGUCUUGUUUCGCAACAAAGGACAUUGUUUACAGUUGUGCUAAUGUCAAAAGUAAUGACUUCAUAAUACAUCUAAAGGACUUUUACACGGAUGAUAUAAAAAGUUUAACCGUGCAGAAUUGUAAGGACGUCAAAGUGGUCCUCGACUGCCCUAUAUUACAGAAGGCAUCUUCGCUUCAAAAGUUCAAAGUAAAAGACUGCGACAAACUCCAAUUCAUCUCCCUAUCGAACAACUCCCCGGUUCAGACGCCGCCGGAAGUUACCAUAGAGAACGUGAAGGAAGUGGUGUCUUUACCAAGGAAGUUCUUCAGAUCACCGACCACUGCUAACGAAGUGAAAUGCUCCGGUACCGCCUCCCUGAAAAGUAUAAGUGUCGUCGAUAGCUAUAUAAAAUCAAUAAACACAAGGGCCAUUUACAACGUAACCGGAGUCAGUAGCGUUGAGUUCGUGAAUGUGACUAUCGGUGAGAUUCAGAAUCAAGGUAUAGAGGCCAUAUUAGGGAACGAGGACACGUUGUUUUCGUUCGCCAACAACAAAAUAGAAAGCUUGAGAUAUAAAGGCGUAGCUGUACAAUGUACAAGUGCGUUCUUCACGGAGAACACAUUUCGGGACGUCCUUAGUAAUUCGUUGAAUGUCACCGCGGACAAUCUGAGUGUCGUUGGUAACAAAUUCAAACAGGUCAACGGUCUGAUACUGAAAGCUUCGAGCAUAGAAAUAUCGAAAAACGAGUUCGGCACGCUCAAGAGCAACGCUUUCACGAACGUUAAGUGUUUAAGAAGAAAUACCGGUAGAAGAGGUUUCACGUUCGCUCUGAAUACUGUAGAAAACGUUGAACCACAUUCGCUGGUCUUCGAUUACGCUAGUUGCAAGACAGCCGGCGCCUCUGUUACGUAUGAAAACAACAAAAUCGAUUGCAGAUGCCGCGACAUAGACUUCUUGGAUGCUCCAACUGAACUCAACAGCUUAAUUCUGGACUUGUCGUUUAACAACACGUGCUUAUCGGCACCCUGUCUGCUUCCCGUCGAGAUUGUCAAGCUGUUGUUGGAGAGGGGAAUGUGCGAUAUAAAUCUCGAUCCUCAAAUAAUGUGCUUGUUGUACGGCGAUAGGCAUCUCGCGAACAACGAGUUGACGACAGACGAGGACGUCACCGAGCCCACGUCCACAUUUUACAUAAUACGCCAGGCAGAUCCCCUUGACGGCGGCGCUAGUUCGUUAACGGCUAUAAACAAGGACGAACUCCUUAGGGACAGCCAUUUCAACAUAACGAAUAGAACGUCUAUUAGAGUCGUUUUCGAUUCAUCUAGAGACUUCGUUGAGACCUUGCGAGGCACGGAUUCGUCUCGUAAAAAAACCACAGACAAAGUCAACGAGGAAUACACGAACAGAUGUGUCGGUCCUCAGUGCAGGAACAACGCGGUGCAGGACAAACAGAAGGCGCUUGAUUUUUACAAAUUCAUUUAUAGUCAGCUACGCCAGCCGAGGGCAAACGAUAAGAAGAAGAAAAAGAGGUGAUUGUAUUUUGUUUUGCAAUAAAAGAACAUCGUAAUCC
Messenger RNA from Bombyx mori (domestic silkworm), 2824 nucleotides. RefSeq lists its product as uncharacterized. Bases 1186 to 2787 code for a protein of 533 amino acids. The transcript has 2 exons. The record is from RefSeq and is a predicted model, not a curated record. NCBI's taxonomy places the organism in Eukaryota, Metazoa, Arthropoda, Insecta, Lepidoptera, Bombycidae.